This is a messenger RNA of Macrosteles quadrilineatus (aster leafhopper), 1076 nucleotides long. RefSeq lists its product as uncharacterized. The coding region runs from base 294 to 821 and encodes 175 amino acids. Lineage: Eukaryota; Metazoa; Arthropoda; Insecta; Hemiptera; Cicadellidae. The transcript has 7 exons. The record is from RefSeq and is a predicted model, not a curated record.
GGUGGUAGUGAGCAGUGAGCACCUGAUACGAUCCCCCCCCCCCGGGGGGAAUAGGGGAGAGUGUUGUACCUUUAUGACCGGUUUUCACUUAAAAUUUUUUUGUAGAGACAGGAAAGCUCCAAUUAUUUAAAAGAUAAAAAGUCCACUGCAAAAUUGAAAAAUCCUCUUUGACUUGCUUAUCAUCCACUUGAUUUGGCAGUGUUGGGGAGCUUGGCGACAAACUCCUGUAGGUUCCAUAAAACAAUGGGAGUUCCCUGAGUAUGGGAUAAGAGUGUUUAAAAAUAGUACACAUCAUGGUCGAGAUAAAUAUUCCUACUGUCAACAACUUUUUAUAUUGUGUUUCUCUACGAAAUGGAGUCAAAUUACUUGGAUGGAUGUUUUUGAUUGGACACAUCAUGGCUAUGUUUGAGUCUCCGCUGAUGAACUUACAGAAUUACCACACGUGUCAUCUCAUUCCACUUUAUACUGACCCUGAUACGGGCUCACACAUCUGCCCAGAUUGGCUAAAGUUUGAAUUGUUCAUGACAGUUAUCCUGGACUUUUCUUUGUCCAUUGCUCAGAUAACCAUUUCCUUCCUUCUCUUGCUUGGAGUAUAUCAGACAAAACCUCGACUGAUUCUGCAAUGGGUUGUAUUACAGCUGGCAAUGAUCAUCAUAGACAUUGUGUUGACCAACUCAUCAUAUAUCAGGGAGAGUGAAAAAUACAAUAUGAACUAUUUUUACAUCUUCUAUAUAACUUGGAAAAGUUUGGAAGCUUACGGUGUCUACAUUUGCUACUGCUACUACAUUAGCGUCAUAUCGGACCCCACACAGAUCGUCUAAGUUAUCAAUGAGGAACUAAAUUUUUUAAAAAGAUGGUUAAAAAUAAUAAAAAAGCAGUAAAUAAGAAAAAGAAAGAAGAAGGGAAAAUAGAUUAAUGUAGUACCCUAAUAUUGUAAAAGCUUAACCGUUACCUCUUAACUGAAGCACACUGGAGUUCAAAUAAAAUAAACAGCAGUAAAUAUUUCUUAUGAGAACAUUAAAGAAUUGUACUUUGCAAAUGUACGCAACCUCAAAUAUAUGCAAUUGUAUAUUGAA